AUGGAUAAUACAUUUAUCCCGUCAAAACAUCAAGCAGCCGGUCACGAUGGAUGUUUGAUUUCACUUGGGGAUAAUUCUAUAUUUGCUAAGCUAACAAAUCAACAAGAAAUAGACUUUUACAAUGAGACACAAAGAUUAUCACAAGACGAUGAAGAUCAGCUAUUGGGCAGUAAAUUGGCUGAUUGGAUGCCGGUUUUCAUGGGAACGUUGACUCAGAGCGAUAUUACUAAACAUGACCCUAAUUCGGUGGUUAUGCCAGUACUAAAGGAGGACAAAAAGAGGGUGGAACAGAAAUUGGAGGGAGAUGGUAAAAUUUCAGACGAGGUGGACGAUAAGCAGUACAUUGUCUUACAGAAUUUGUAUGGAGGGUACGUGAGUCCGAGUAUCUUGGACAUAAAAUUGGGGUCCAAGUUGUACGAUGAGAAUACGACGGCCGAGAAGGCAGAACGGUUGGGCAAAGUGAGCGAUUCAACCACCAGUGGGUCGUUGAACUUCCGUAUUUGUGGCAUGAAGUUAUACAAUAGAAACCUGACACAAAUGCCCGCAGUCGUGUUUGAAGGUAUGGGAGAGACAAUGAGACUAAUUACAGAUGAUGAAGAUGCCAACUACAUAGAAUUCGACAAAUAUUUUGGUAGGUCAUUAUCGAAGGAUAACGUCAUCGAUGGCUUAGCAUUGUUCUUCGGCCAAUUUGAGAAUGCCUUCAUAAGACGAAAGCUUCUCGAAACGUUUAUCAAGCGGCUUCAACUCUUGUACAAUUGCUUGUUAGAUACUGAGGUGCGGAUCAUCUCAGGCUCACUUUUGUUCAUAGUUGAAAACGAUAUGCACAAGUGGGAACCCGUCGUUAAUAACGACGAAUUAUAUGAAGCACGAGAUUCCUUAAUACGAUCAGAUUUUAUCGAUGACGACGACGAUGACGACGAUGAAGAGCCAGGCGAAGUGCAAAGCAAACAGGUGGCUAAUAUUGACGCAUCUCCGUUAAGUAGUCUUAAUUUUAUUGAUUUUGCACAUGCCAAAUACACUAAAGGAAAGGGCUAUGAUGAAAAUAUUAUAGUGGGUGUCGAAAACCUAAUCACAAUAUUUGAAGUGAUAUUGGAUAAAUGUAAAUAA
Molecule: messenger RNA, 1107 nt
Organism: Debaryomyces tyrocola
Lineage: Eukaryota; Fungi; Ascomycota; Pichiomycetes; Serinales; Debaryomycetaceae
Source: the annotation of a GenBank genome assembly